Molecule: messenger RNA, 4263 nt
Organism: Drosophila innubila
Lineage: Eukaryota; Metazoa; Arthropoda; Insecta; Diptera; Drosophilidae
Gene: Su(var)2-10
Product: E3 SUMO-protein ligase PIAS1
Exons: 9
Coding region: 149-1960 (603 amino acids)
Biological process (GO): regulation of transcription by RNA polymerase II; protein sumoylation
Molecular function (GO): transcription coregulator activity; zinc ion binding; SUMO ligase activity
Source: RefSeq, a predicted model, not a curated record
UCAGACGCUACGCUAUGGCAAGUUUGUUCGUAUAAGUUUUAUUAUUUUAACAUGCCAAGAGUUUGUGUUCAAGUGCUUUGCGAGUCUACUGUUAUCGUUAUUAAAAGCCGCAGUUUUGUGCUGGAAUAAACAAAUAACAAAAAUUGUAAUGCGAAAAACCCGCUCACAAACUCAGGCGGAAAAUGCCGCUUCUACCACACAAUCAACAUCUUCAGCGCCAACAGCAGUAAACACAUUUGAUGCGACUAAAUAUAAGGAAUGUGAGCAGAUGGUGCAGAUGCUACGCGUCGUAGAGCUGCAAAAAAUCUUAUCGUUUCUGAACAUUUCCUUCGCUGGACGAAAAAACGAUCUGCAGAGUCGCAUCUUAUCGUUCCUGCGCACAAAUCUGGAGCUGCUCGCCCCAAAGGUCCAAGAAGUUUACGCCCAAUCCGUACAAGAACAAAGCACCACCCUGCAGUACAUAGAUCCAACCAGAAUGUACUCGCACAUGCAGCUGCCAAGUGUGCAGCCAAAUAAUGCGAGUCUCGUUGGCGUUGGUGCCGGCAAUCCUGCCCAAGUGCCACCUGGUGCUGGCGGUGGUGCCGGCGGCGGCGGUGGCGGUAAUCCUGCCCAGAUGCAGGUGGGCGCUGGCGGUGGCCAAGGCAAUAUGCUGCCGUUCCUGCACACGCACAGCAUGAAUAGCCAGAUGCCCAUACAUCCGGAUGUACGCCUGAAAAAGCUGGCGUUUUACGAUGUUUUGGGCACACUGAUAAAGCCAUCGACGCUGGUGCCUCGGAAUACACAGCGGGUGCAGGAGGUGCCUUUCUACUUUACGUUAACGCCACAGCAGGCUACGGAGAUUGCCACCAAUCGUGACAUACGCAACAGUUCCAAAAUCGAGCACGCCAUUCAGGUGCAAUUGCGAUUCUGUCUCGUGGAGACGUCGUGCGACCAGGAGGAUUGUUUUCCGCCCAAUGUUAAUGUCAAAGUUAACAACAAGUUAUGCCAGCUACCUAACGUCAUUCCUACAAAUCGGCCAAAUGUGGAGCCAAAACGUCCGCCACGUCCGGUGAACGUUACGUCAAACGUUAAGCUGUCGCCCACAGUGACGAACACCAUAAUGGUGCAAUGGUGUCCGGACUACACUCGCAGCUACUGCCUAGCCGUAUAUUUGGUGAAGAAACUCACAUCCGCACAGCUGCUGCAUCGAAUGAAGACAAAGGGCGUUAAGCCUGCGGAUUAUACGCGUGCUCUGAUCAAGGAGAAGCUGACGGAGGAUGCGGACUGUGAGAUAGCCACUACCAUGUUGAAGGUGUCGCUUAAUUGUCCACUUGGCAAAAUGAAAAUGUCGCUGCCGUGUCGCGCUUCAACCUGCUCGCAUCUUCAGUGCUUUGAUGCCAGUCUCUACCUGCAAAUGAACGAACGCAAACCCACCUGGAAUUGUCCAGUCUGCGAUAAACCCGCCAUCUACGACAAUUUGGUUAUCGAUGGCUAUUUCCAAGAGGUAUUAGGCUCAUCUCUGCUGAAAAGCGAUGACACUGAGAUUCAACUGCAUCAAGAUGGUUCAUGGAGCACACCGGGACUGCGCAGUGAGACCCAGAUACUGGAUACACCAUCAAAACCAUCUAAAGUUGAGGUCAUUUCGGAUGAUGUCGAACUGAUUGAUGACACAAAGCCGAUGAAGUCUGAUUUAUCGCCAGCGCCUGAGGAUCAACCAACCUCGACGUCCAACAGUGAAACUGUUGAUCUUACGCUAAGUGAUUCGGAUGAUGAUAUGCCGCUGGCCAAGCGGCGUCCACCAGCCAAGCAAGCAGCUGCCACGUCCACAUCCAACGGUACUGGAGCCGCUCAACGUGCCUAUCCCUCAUCGCAACAGCCGCAAAAAACUGCUCUAUUCAAAACCACAAAUCGUCCAGAGCAACUAUAUACGCGCGUUGCUUCUGUUCGGAGACGUAAAGCUGUUAACACGGAUAGGCCGUGACAUUCUGCAUAUGGUGGUCAUUUAAUAAUAAUGCUGUUUGAUUGGUGCAAUCGUUUAUUUUCUUUGAUUCUUUGAUUUUGUUAUUCCUUAUGUUCAAUUAAAAUUAUUUGUCCUUUAUUGUAAUUGUAUUUAUUUAUUGUCAAGCACCAUUAUAAAAUGUACUCUCGCAUAAACAAAGAAUUAUUAUUAAUAAAUUUGUAGUUAACAAAUCAGUUUUCACCAAACCAAAAACAAAAAAAAGGCCUUCUGUUUCUGUCCCAAAAGCAAAUGAAUACGAUUUUGUAGUAACUUGUAAAUUUCUUUGCUCUUUCUUCCCAUUCUCUAACUCUCUCACACUCUCUCUUUGACUUUUUCUCUAUCUUUCAAUAUAUAUAUUUAAAUAUAUAUGUAUAUGCUGUUCUCUUCUCUUCCCUGUGUGCUUCUUCGACUCCAUCCAUCGACUCUACCAAAAGAUUCGCCCGAGCAAUCGCCUGAAAUGCACGAGCAACAACAGCAACAGCAGCAACAACAACUGCUGCUUGGUGGAGAUCAGCCGUCAGCAGCGGUUCAUGCCAGCCUAUUGGAGUCCCUGGCUGCUGCGGUAGCGGAUCAAAAGCAUUUUCAACUCUUGGAUCUGGCUGCAGUGGCAGCUGCUGCACCAGCAAACGCCUUCGCCUCAGCCUCAGCUCAGAAUCCAAAUGCGGCCCCAUAGAGUCUCUCUAUUUCCCUAAAAAACAAAACAAAUCACAACACAAAUGUAACAAUUGUAAACAAAUUCACACACACAACACUUACACACACCUACUUGCAGAAAGUAUUAUAAUUUUGACCAGAACUUGUCCGUCUGUUUUUGUACAAAUUAGAUGCUCAGUUUUAAAGCUAUCGUAGUGAAACUUGUUACAAUUCCGUCCUUUUGCUGCAGGCAGUAAAUUUAUUGGAAUUGGUCAGUUUGGAUAACUAUGCCAAAUAGCUGUCGUAGAAACAAUCAGUCAAAGAUUAAGCUUUAUUAUAAAAAACAAAAAAAUCUGUGGUUUUUUGAGAUAUUAUCACAGAUUGUGUAUUUUGUAAAACCCAGUAACUGAAGAUUCUUGAAUUUAUUCCAGAAAUAUGCUGAAUUUAGAGGCUGUAGACCCUUGAAGCGGUCUCAGUAGAUUUUAUUUGUUGCAGUCAUAGUUCCCGCUCCCAUAAUAAUAAUUACCUUUUUAAUCCACAAAUAAUUUGCUUAAAAUUGUAUUACUGUCAUAUUAGUAACGUUCUGUCCAAAAUUAAUACACUGCAAGGUCAUAAAAACCACGGCUUGCCGUUGACAAUCUAAAUUUCUUUUUUUACCUUUGCCUUUUGUUUAAUUUUUCGUUGACUUUUUCACUUUUUCUACCCAUUGUUUUCAUACCAAUUUCAUAACGCUGACAUUUAAUAAGUACAACACUCAUUACCCAAUCUCAGAGGCUAUUUUAACUCACUUUCAUUGCAUGUAUCAAAAGCCAACGAAAUUAGUUGUUUUUGUAAUAUCUGUGUGUGUUGCAGGGGGCGCAGUUAAGUAGCAGUUGCUGUUGCUGUUGCUGUUGAAGUUGCACAUACACAAGUGGUCUAUUCUUUGCUUCUUGCAACAUGUUGCUGCCCGGUUGUUUCUGUUCCUACGUACAACAGGAAUACUUCAUAUUUGUUAGCAUACAGGCCUCUUCACUUAAAAAAUCUGUUUGAUUAUGUUUGAGUUUACUUUUUAUGUAUUAAUUUUUGUUGUGCUUGUCUUGAUUUGCUUUUACACACACACACACACACACACAUAGACAACAGAGAGCUUACGCUUUUUAGCCAGACUUAAUUUAAUUAGAUACACAAAGCUACGAAACUACAACACAUGAUUUAUUUAUUGGGUUGUUAAUGACGGCAACCUUUUUGUAAUAGUAUGUACUUUUAGAUAAAAAUACACACAAAAAAUAAAAACAAAUAGACCUAUGCAUUAUACAAUAGUUUAAUAUUAAACAUAAAUCAAAUGUUAACAAUUAAGCAUAAAAUAAUUCCUAUUCAUAUUGAAGCAAACGAGAGAAGAAUCGAGCAUCAAUUUUAAGCUAAAUAUAUAUGGGAAUAAUUUAGAAACUAAGUUAUCAUAAUCAGUUUAAUGCAAAAUUCAUUUGCAUUCGAAUGUUUUUUAUUCGUUUUUAAAAUUAAAACAAAAAGCAUUAAUUUUCAGUUAAUCUAUAACAUUACGUAUGUAUGUCUUUUGAAAAGAAGGUAAAAAUAAAAGAAAUAUGCAACUGGAAAAUGAUUAGCAAUUACAUUUCUCUCAAUAAAAAAUAAAGCUAAAAAUUAUCGUAUAUAAUAAA